Molecule: messenger RNA, 1637 nt
Organism: Dendroctonus ponderosae (mountain pine beetle)
Lineage: Eukaryota; Metazoa; Arthropoda; Insecta; Coleoptera; Curculionidae
Gene: CSN3
Product: COP9 signalosome complex subunit 3
Exons: 8
Coding region: 163-1467 (434 amino acids)
Biological process (GO): ubiquitin-dependent protein catabolic process
Cellular component (GO): COP9 signalosome
Source: RefSeq, a predicted model, not a curated record
UAAAUAUAUUUAGACCACAGAUCACAGGGUACCUCUGUGAUCUGUGGUUUAGCUGCUCGUCAUUCAUCCUGUUUGUGUAGAUGUCAAAAGGAAGGAAACUGGUUGGAAACUUUUCAAUUACGAUUUCCUAUUGUUUCACCUAAGUGGCUGGACUUGAAUAAAAUGGCAUCAGGUCUUGAGUUGUUUGUUAAUUCUGUGCGGAAUUUGUCCUCUCACGGUAGCGUGAGGGAAUUGAAGGAACUGUAUGAUGUUGUGGUUGAGGCCAGAGACGUUCUGGCAAAGAAUUCGCAACAUUUAGACAAUGUCCUAGAAACUCUGGACGUGCAUCAGCAUUGUUUAGGUGUCAUGGUAGUGUUGACUGCUAAAUUCGAUAGUGCCGGGGCUCCAGUGCCUGACAAUAGAUUUAUAGAAGCUCAAGAGUUCAUUUUCAACUUUAAUGUAGAACAAUUACGCCUCGCCCCUGAUUUGUUUGCAGAGUUCAGCCACUCAUUCACAAACUACCUACUGGCACAGAAAACACCCAUCAAGGGCAUCAGCUUGUUGAAGCAUGCGAUUAUUAGACUGAAAUACUUUGCAGAAAAUCAAUUAACAUCGAUCCAUGCAGAUUUGUGCCAACUCUGCUUGGUCGCUAAGUGCUUCAAGCCAGCCUUACAAAUCUUGGAUGCAGAUAUUAUCAGUAUAUGCCAAGAAAUUCACAAUCCUCCCCCAAAUGGUCCGCUGUUUGAUUCCAAAUACUUUUUGCUCUAUUACUACUAUGGAGGCAAUAUCUAUUUGGCUCUCAAAAACCUAGACAGAGCCUUAUAUUUCUUCGAGGUGGCUCUAACCACCCCGGCUCACGCGGUAUCUCAUAUAAUGCUAGAUGCAUUCAAAAAGUUCAUUCUUGUCUCUUUACUGCUGCAUGGAAAAAUGCAACCAAUUCCCAAAAGCUCCUCGAAAAUGGUCAUGCGGUUCAUUAAACCAUUAUCUCAACCAUAUACCGAUUUAGCUGCUGCUUUUGUAAUCAAUAGUAUAGCUGAAGUGAAUAAUAUCAUUACAAAACAUUCUGAGGUGUUCAUAAGAGAUCAAAAUAUGGGACUAGUCAAGCAAGUGUCUUCUGUUCUUUACAAAAAGAACAUCCAAAGGCUCACGAAAACCUUUCUCACGUUAAGUUUAACAGAUGUUGCUAGUAGAGUUGGUCUGCCAGGACCUGAUGAUGCAGAAAGGCACGUAUUAAGCAUGAUUGAAAAUGGCCAGAUUUAUGCGACGAUAAACCAAAAAGACGGUAUGGUAGUGUUUAGUGAUGAACCUGAUAAAUACAGCGGACCGGGCGUGCUAAAGACAUUGGAAGAUGAGCUUGCCAUUUGUAUGGACUUCAAUGGCCGAAUUCUGAACAUGGACGAAGAACUACAGGUUAAUCCACAAUAUGUUAAAAAGUCAGCAGGUAUACUAGAUGAGGACCAACCAGCCAAAAGCAGUUAUGCUAUGUAGGAUUUUAUGUUGUAAAUAGCUUGAAGUAUUUUGAUUUUUUGCCCUUAACUGAUCUUACCUUAAAACCCCUAAUUCCUAUCACUCAAACCUAAUAGUCUGGAUCUUUAAGAGCGUUCGUUAGACCCUGAUAUUGAUCGAGUUAAUUUAAAUAUAAGUAUUUUGCUAUUGUA